Molecule: messenger RNA, 1389 nt
Organism: Mangifera indica (mango)
Lineage: Eukaryota; Viridiplantae; Streptophyta; Magnoliopsida; Sapindales; Anacardiaceae
Product: putative F-box/LRR-repeat protein At1g56400
Exons: 3
Coding region: 1-1389 (462 amino acids)
Molecular function (GO): protein binding
Source: RefSeq, a predicted model, not a curated record
AUGGCGAAUCCCAGGGACAGAAUCUCAGUGUUGCCAACAAACUUGAUCUCCCACAUCAUCUCUCUCUUGCCCUUCAAAGAAGCAGCAAGAACCUCCAUUCUCUCCAAGCGCUGGCUUCACAUAUGGCGCUCGGUCAAGAACAUUGAGUUUUUGGAGAGUUUCUUUGUGAAAGUUGAUGAUCCUGAAGAGACCAAGGAGGCUCGGAGAAGGGAGUUUCUCGAUUUUAUGAAUCAAUGGAUUGGAAACUACAAAGACCCUGAUGUGAAUUCGUUAAGUCUCAUGUUCUCCAAGCCUGGAAGCUUUGCUGUGGAGGUUGAAAACUGUACUAAAUUCGCGGUUUCUCGAGAUGUAAAGAAACUUGAACUUGAUUUUCACAACCCCACGUGGAGAGAAGACGAUUUCGAAGAUCAUGAAGCAGUGUUUGAUUUGCCUAUGUGUGUGUAUAGCCACAGGGGUCUUGAAUCUUUGAAGCUGUUUUCUUGCAAUUUUGUGUUGGAACAGUUUGAUAAUUUCAGUGCAUUGAAGGAACUUUCUUUGGGUUGGAUGGAAUUGAGUUUCGAGUCAAUCUGUUUCCUGUUGGAACAUUGUCCAUUGCUGGAGAGUUUGAGCUUGAAGAAAUGUUGGAAUAUUGAUCAUCUUGAAAUUACUGUGCCCAAUUUAAGGCUUCAAAAAUUGGUUCUUGAUAAGUGCAGUUUUGUGGCCUCUAUGUUUCUGAUUGAGGCACCAAAUUUAAGGAUCUUCAAGUAUAGUGGGACACUGGGUCAUUUUCACUUUGAGAGACAAAGAUCCAUGGUUGAAGCAGAACUAGACUUCUCACUCGAAAUGGAAUAUGAAGAAAUUGGUCAAAUUCUAUAUGAACUCUUGGAACAACUUUUCCCUGUUAAAGUUUUGACAGUUUGCAGUUACUUGCUUCAGAUUGUUCCUCAUGGGGAUGAGCCACUGGGAUUGUUAUCUCAUCUGAAUGUUGAGCAUCUCAUUCUGAACACUGCCAUGCACUCGAAUGAAUUCUGCGGAAUAAAGUUCAUGCUUAAGAGUUGUCGGCGGUUAGAGACUCUUACAAUCAACAUUGUCCCCAGCAGAAUUUUCCCAGAUUAUACUCCUCCCUACGAGUUCAACCCUCAAGAAUGCUGGACCAGGAAUUUGAUACUUUACAGGUGCAUUAAAGCAAGGCUCAAAGUUGUUGAGGUGAAAGGAUUCAAGGGAACAGUGAAUGAAUUACAGUUUCUGCAAUAUCUGGUGGGCUUCGGACCCGUUUUGCAGCAACUCAAUCUCUACCUUUCAGAGGAAGUUGACGAAAAUGGUGGCAACAAGGAACUCUAUCUGCAGAGAGCUCAGAUGGUGCAGCAGUUCAAAAAAGCCUCGAAGUACUUGCAGAUUGCAAUUUACUAG